AUGGCUGCAAGCAAGACUUUGACUGCGCGCUGCCUUUGCCGCAGCGUCCACUUCACCAUCACCGUUGCAGCGCAAGAUCUGCCCCUCAAGGCUUACCUCUGCCACUGUAGCGUCUGCCGCUACACACACGGGUCUCUUUGUUCAUUUCAUUCCAUGCUGCCUGACGGUGUUGAGCCACAGUUUAUUGCGCCGUCAGGGCUUGACAAACUCACCGCGUACGCGCAUGCGCAGUCACAAUGUACCCGGUACUCCUGCAGCACCUGCGGCUGUAAGAUCGGGGACCGGGGGCAUGACGAGAGCAACUGGUAUAUGUCCAGCGCAAUCUUCGACUUUAGCAAUGACCCGAGUGUGUGGAUGUACACCCAGCAUUGCUUUAGUGACUCGCCUGAUGGAGGGCUCGCAGCGCUGGUCCCCUCUGUAGGCGGGCGUCAAAUGAAGGUUCAUAAAUCAGCCGCGUCCCAGACUCCGGCUCUGUCAAAUGCGGGCUCACAGCCCCUGGACGAUACUCUACUAGCCCAAUGUCACUGCGGCGGCGUGUCCUUCAACAUCUCACGGCCGCGACAGGAGUUUAUCGACAGUCCUGCCGGGAAGGGCUAUUUGUACCCGGCAGAUAAGACGAAAUGGCUAGCAUGCCUUGAUUUCUGUGAUGACUGCCGGCUGGUCAAUGGCACCAAUGUGAUCGGGUGGAUGUUCGUCCCUCUCGAUCAUAUAUCCCCUACUCCAGCGUCAGAUUUGUUGAUUGGGUCAUCCAAGAGCUAUCGGUCGAGCGAGGGUGUGCUUCGCACAUUCUGCGGUACUUGUGGUGCCACUGUUUUCUUCUCCUGCGACGAGCGGCAGCACCCGCCGGUGGUUGAUAUAGCCAUGGGCCUUUUGCGAGCCCGGGAGGGAACUAUGGCGGAGAGUUGGGCGAUGUGGAGAUACGGACGAGUUUCAUGGCCGGAGUCCGGAACUAGGUUCAACGCGGACUUUGCCCACGGCCUCAUGGAGGGAAUGAAAGAGUGGGGAAGGCAACGCGGACAUGCAGAGGAAUUCAAUGUGCCCCCGUAA
Molecule: messenger RNA, 1047 nt
Organism: Penicillium riverlandense
Lineage: Eukaryota; Fungi; Ascomycota; Eurotiomycetes; Eurotiales; Aspergillaceae
Product: GFA family protein
Exons: 1
Coding region: 1-1047 (348 amino acids)
Molecular function (GO): carbon-sulfur lyase activity
Source: RefSeq, a predicted model, not a curated record